Saccostrea echinata is the source of this 773-nucleotide messenger RNA. Its product is annotated as rRNA N6-adenosine-methyltransferase METTL5-like. Gene Ontology annotation, molecular function: nucleic acid binding; rRNA (adenine-N6-)-methyltransferase activity. The transcript has 2 exons. The record is from RefSeq and is a predicted model, not a curated record. The coding region runs from base 105 to 758 and encodes 217 amino acids. Gene Ontology annotation, biological process: rRNA methylation. NCBI's taxonomy places the organism in Eukaryota, Metazoa, Mollusca, Bivalvia, Ostreida, Ostreidae.
CCCUCGGAUCUGGGAAGCUGAAAUAAUUGUAAAAAAAAAAUACAGAGAUCCAGUUAGCAGUCAAAGAUUUAAUCGGACAUAUCUUUCCAUCUGACAUUUCAAGAAUGAAGUUGCAGAAGCUGCAGAGUCACCUUGAAGGUAUUGAUGAGUUUGACAAUCCUAAGAUUUUAUUGGAGCAGUAUCCCACAUCUCCACAUAUUGCUGCCGUCAUGCUGCAUGAGAUCCAGCUUAAGUUUGGUGACAUAGCUGGCUGCAGUGUCCUUGACCUUGGUUGUGGAUGUGGUAUUCUGACUAUUGGUUCCGUGAUCCAGGAAGCAGCAUAUGUCUUAGGGAUUGAUGUAGAUAAAGAGGCCUUGGAAGUUUGUCAGAGAAACUUAAAUGAGUAUGAAAUUUCAAAUGUGGAUCUGCUUCAACAGGACAUUGUAAAUAUUUUGCCAAAAGACUUGAAAGAUUCAAAAAAAAUUUUAUCUAAAAAAUUUGACACGGUGAUAAUGAAUCCUCCAUUUGGAACUAAGAAGAACGCAGGCAUUGACAUGGAUUUUGUGAGAGCUGGUCUGAUGAUGUCAACAAAUGCUGUCUAUUCUUUACACAAAUCAACAACCAGGGAACAUUUGUGCAAAAAAGCCCAGGACUGGGGAGUAUCCAUUGAUUUCUUGGGACAAUUUGAGUUUAAUAUUGCAAAAACAUUCAAAUGCCACAAAAAGAAAGAAGCUGAUAUUGAAGUUGAUUUUGUGAGAUUUGGACAUAAAAAUAAAUAAAUUCUUGUGUAGUCC